AUGAUCAACGAUACGUCGUCUGAACGGCAUCAUUUAAGGCACAAACACAUGGUGUCAGAUGAGAAAAUACAGAAUACAGCGAACGGUGAAACGGAUUCUCUUGAUCCAUAUGAAAUGGAAUCCCGAAUGAGAGCACAAAUCGAGAGAAAUAAUGAGUGGAUUGAAAAGAUGUCUCCAAUUGUGAAAUACAAGAUUCAGGAAUAUAUUCGAAAGCAGCGAGCAAAGAAGAUGCAGAGAAGAAAAUUUUCAUUGGCAUGUGGACUCAAUCAUCGUAUCAAACAAGAACCAAUGCCACCACCGUCAUCAACUUCUUCCUCGAGAAGGCGCCAAAAGAAACAUGGAGAAUCUACAUCAAAGCAUCGGCAUAUGUCAUCAACUCCAGUUUUGGAGCGAAAUCUGAGUCAACCGGAUAUGUCAGAUCCUCGUAAGAGUGCAUCUGUUUCGAAUAGAAGAAAAUCAGCUCCAGCUAAUAAAAUGGAUAUGAGAGAUUUGGAUGAUUUGGAAUAA
Molecule: messenger RNA, 507 nt
Organism: Caenorhabditis remanei
Lineage: Eukaryota; Metazoa; Nematoda; Chromadorea; Rhabditida; Rhabditidae
Exons: 3
Coding region: 1-507 (168 amino acids)
Source: RefSeq, a predicted model, not a curated record